Molecule: messenger RNA, 3457 nt
Organism: Callorhinchus milii (elephant shark)
Lineage: Eukaryota; Metazoa; Chordata; Chondrichthyes; Chimaeriformes; Callorhinchidae
Gene: ttc14
Product: tetratricopeptide repeat domain 14
Molecular function (GO): protein binding; nucleic acid binding
Source: RefSeq, a predicted model, not a curated record
CGCCUGCGCGGGCCAGGCGGCAGCGGCGCCAUCGCCAUGGCCAUGGACCGGGAGCUGUUGCGCCAGGCGGCGGCCUAUCACGGGCCUGAGCUCGUGACGCUCCUCAAAUGCGAACAGUUCGACAACCCCGACAUCCAGAGCCUCUCGGCGCAGCUCCUGAAACCGCACCACAGAAAGGACAGGAGAGUGGAGAACAGGGCCGUGCAGCAGUUCAUCGCCAGGAAGGCAGACCUGCUGUUUGCUCAGUCGUGGAGAUCGGCCCCUGUCACUGAGGUCAAUGAUGACGAGGCGGAAGAGUAUUACGCCAUCAUGCCCCCGAUGGAACAAUUCAUGGAGAUUCCAGACGAUGAGAAAAGACAGUAUUUUUUCCGUGACAUUGAGCGCGGGGAUGUAGUGAUCGGAAGAAUCACCUCCAUUCGGGAUUUUGGCUUCUUCAUCAAGCUGAUCUGUCUCGGGGGAGGUCUCAGCAGAGAUAUAGAAGCUUUAGAAAUCACAGCGCUGUGUCCUGUGAGAGAUGUGCCUUCUCAUGGGAAACAUGAAGACCCUUUGUCUUACUACCAAGUGGGAGAUCUUUUAAGAGCUGCCUUGAAGGAUGUCGAUCGUUACCAUGAAAAGCUUGCAGUCACGCUCUACCCCUCCGCUCUGCCCACUCGUCUUUCUCAUCUGAAGUUGGGUGUUAUCAGCAGCGAGGACCUGCCUUCCUAUUACAGACGGAAUUCCACUCUGGGCAGUCCCAGUGCCGAGACGUACGACAAAGUGUUGCAUCGCACGCUUGGAUUCGCCAACCCGUCCACUGUGGAUUUUUUGCUGGGCAAACUGGGCAUCAGCGAGGUGGAAUCCCCUUCAUUAAUGCGAGGUCUGCAAAGCAAAAACUUUACGGGGGACGAUUACGCCGCAGCCUUAAGAAAAAAACAAUCAGCCUCGUGGGCACUGAAGUGUGUGAAGGCUGGCGUGGACCACUUCAAAGCAGGGCGACACGUGGAAGCCAUGAACGAGUACAACAAGGCUCUGGAAAUCGACAGCAACAAUGUUGAAGCUCUGGUGGCUCGAGGGGCUCUUUACGCAACGAAGGGAAGCUUAAGUAAAGCUAUCUCGGACUUUGACUUGGCUUUGGAUGCCUGCCCAACGCACAGGAACGCAAGGAAAUAUCUUUGUCAAACACUAGUGGAAAGAGGAGGCCAGUUGGAGGAGGAGGAGAAGCUGGUGAGCGCUGAGAACUGUUACAAACGAGCCUUGAUUCUGGACAAGACGUUCCACGAGGCAGAGGCGGCUUUGCAGAGACUCAGGAAAUUCAUGCAGAAAUCACUGGAACAGAAAGACAAGGAAACGAGAAAAGACACCAAAAAAACCGAGGCGUCGAGCGCGGAGAAAUUGCGUAAGCUGUUGAAAGAAGAAAAGAGGAUGAAGAAAAAGAGAAAGCGGUCAACUUCGUCCUCCUCGUCUUCAUAAUUGUCUUCAACCGACCCAUCUUCAGCAGACUCCUCAUCAUCGGAGUCUUCACUGUUAGUUUCUUCCUCUGCCUCCGAGCAUUCAAGGAAGCACAAAUCCGCAAAGAAACGCCAGCGGUCCCGCUCGGAGUCCUCACACUCUCAAAAGAGCCGUGCGGGGAGGAGGUCGGGUGAGGGGAGUGCCCAGCUCCCGCACGGCAGUAAGGAGUGGUACCCUCCUCCCGCUGACACCUCUGCUUCCUUCCUGAACCAGAAGCAGGAGGUGGCGAAGCUGCUGGAGAGGAAUGAGUGCUCAGAGGACCAGUGGUCAGAGAUAAUGGAGAAGCAGAGGUCUCGCUCACUGUCUUCAUCAUCGUCAUCGGUCGAAAUCUUAGAUCUUCACGGAGGUAGGUCUGAAGAUAACAGAGGCUCUUUCAAUAAUUCCAGAACUGAGGCCAAUAGCAGUGACAAGUGGUACAAAGCUGAUAUAGGCUGGAUGGCUUGUGACAAAAAAUCCAACAAUCAUGACAGAUGGAGGAGAGAGGUUCAGGAUCCCAGAAUGAGCAAAGAAUUUAACAACAAAAGGUAUGAAAGGAGCAACAGGAGUUAUUCAAUAUCUUCAGCAGAGUCUGAUCAUUCACAUUUAGCAGCUGUUGGGCAGCAUGUGAGAGAGAAUUCCUGCUCCUACAAAUCCAAUAGCAAAGAGGAAAUGUGUGGACAAAGGUCCAUGGAAGGUGGGGAUGGCAGAAAGGGCUAUGGGUAUGGAAGUGAUGAGGGUGACAAGGACAGUAGAGGAGAGAGCGUUGGAAGUAAGCAAUGGAGGGAAGGUCAAAGGGCGAUUGAGAAGGAAGUGCGUGGCAGCAGUGAUGUGACAGCAGAGCAGCCCGACAAAAACAUGCCUCAAAACCUGCUGGAGAUAUUUAAUCAGAUCGCGGAGUUUGAGAAAGGGAAAGGGCAAGGAGGGAAAUGCAAACAAAAAUACAAGUAACUGAGCAUAGUGGGGUAGCUUCAAUAUGAAACCAAUUACAGAAAGAUAGAGGGAGAUGGGCUUUUGUGUUAAAUGCACGAAUCAUCUGAUUAUAAUCUGAGCGCUCGCGGCACAGAUCUGGGUUUACUCGCUCCUGCUAAAGCUGCCACCACAUCCAAAUUGCCUCAUUCUCUUUUCCACGGUGGUGUGGCUUGUCAGCCAUUGUGACCGCCAGUAAGAAAAGGUUAGUAUUCAUUCAAAGGGUUUGCACGUUUUCCUUUGAUUUGGCUAACGGCCUGUGUUUGUGUUAUUUAGCGUUGGAUUCGGUGGUUACAAUGAGUGCAAGUCUGAUCGCCAGUCUUGUUCUGGGACCUUUUAUAGUGUCCGUUAGGGCAUGCAACCCCCCCCCCCCAGAAUCUUUACAAACGAGGCAACUCAUCUAAAUUUGGCACAGUUUUGGAUCAGUAGAAGGUAGCUAGUAGAUAGGAAUGCAGUGAGGGAUAAUAGGAGAUUUAAUGAAGCCAUUCAAGAGAAUCUGUUGUGUUUGAUUGAGUGUGCAAGCGUCUGCAUACACUUACAAAGUGCAAAGGGAACAAAGUUGCCAUGUUAGUAGUGCGUAUUUCAUUCUAUUUGAGGACACAGGAUAGAGAGGACCUUGGGGAGGGGCUGUCUGUCUGUCAACAGCAUUGGGGUGGGGAGAAAGGGUUGAAGAAAAUAUAAUAUCAACCCAAACCACUGGGCCAUUUUCUAUUUAUGAGCCACUAGUUGAGAUGGCUGUUACCUGUGUGACAGCCCCUGUCCAUUGCACACCUUUUCCUACAUUCUCUCGGAUAAAUUGUGUCACAAAUAUCAUUAUCUCCUCUAAAUGUGCAUACUUGAAAAUGCUAACUGUACUUCUAAAUACAUCGGUUCCAUUCAGUUCUAAGCCUGUCACAGUGUAUUGUCACUGACCAAUGAUGCACUUUAGUGCAUUGCUGGGGAUUACUUUCGUGGUGUUAAAUUACUUGCCAAAACGGACUGUUGGAUCAAAGACAACUUUGUGAAAAUAAAAGUGCAAAAAUAA